AUGGACACAUCCAACGCCCCAACAGCACCAGAGGCACUGAUUUCCCAAUUCCAAGUAACAAAACUCCUCAGACAAGACCAAGCGGGCAGACGCAUCUCCCUCCUGGGAACAAUAAACAACGAACAAGGAAUCCUAACAGCCGAAAGAACAGCCCUCCCAACCGAAUCCCUAGACACAAUCCAAGCCUUCCACGCCGCAAUCUCGCGCGUAAAGAACCUAGGCGACAACGACAUCUACCGGUGGUACUUAGCCUCCUCAAACAACACCAACAACAAUGGCCCAAACAGCAACGGCAACGACCUAAAACUCAACCUGAUCUGGCCCUGCACAACGAGCCACAUAAAAAAAUACAGCUCCCAACAGCUGCGCAUGGUAACCGAAACACCAGCCAUCUACAAAACCCACAUCCAUCCCUACAUGCGCGCAAAGCGCGAAGAGGGACGGUUAAAUUGGGUGUUCAAUAUUCUGGAAGGGAGGACCGAGCAGGAAGAUGUUAUACUGCGCGAUGAGGGGGGCCCGAAUGGAGCCCAGGAUGCGUUUUUGAUGUUGCCUGAUUUGAACUGGGAUCGAGAGACUAUGGGCUCGUUGCAUUUGCUUGCGCUUGUGCAAAGGAGGGAUAUUUGGUCUUUGAGGGAUUUGAGGAAGGCGCAUGUUCCUUGGUUGAAGUAUCUCCGGGAGAGGGUGCUUGAUGGGACUGUUGGAAUGUAUCCUGGUGUUGAGAGGGAUAUGUUGAAGCUUUAUGUUCAUUAUCAACCGACUUACUAUCAUUUCCAUGUUCAUGUGGUUAAUGUUAUGCUCGAGGCUGGGACUACGCAGGCUACGGGUAAGGCGUUUGGAUUGGAGAAUUUGAUUUCUCAGCUUGAGGGGUUGGCUGGUGAUGAGAGUGCUAGUCUGGCGGAUGUUGAUUUGACGUAUUUCCUUGGUGAGGCGAGUGAAUUGUGGACUGAUAUCUUUGAGCCAUUGAAGCAGGGGAAGGAGCCUGGUCAAUAG
Penicillium antarcticum is the source of this 990-nucleotide messenger RNA. Its product is annotated as putative mRNA decapping hydrolase. The transcript has 3 exons. NCBI's taxonomy places the organism in Eukaryota, Fungi, Ascomycota, Eurotiomycetes, Eurotiales, Aspergillaceae. Bases 1 to 990 code for a protein of 329 amino acids. The record is from RefSeq and is a predicted model, not a curated record. Gene Ontology annotation, biological process: deadenylation-dependent decapping of nuclear-transcribed mRNA. Gene Ontology annotation, molecular function: hydrolase activity; RNA 7-methylguanosine cap binding. Gene Ontology annotation, cellular component: nucleus; P-body.